CGAAGCUGCGGGGCGGGGGUUCCGGGUCGGGUUCCUCAGGACCGCGAGGGGACGUUCGGCUCCUGGCCGAGACGCGUUCUGUUUUCCGGGGAAGGGAAGCGGCGGAGCCAGCGGUCCCUCCGUAGCUCGGGCCUGAGCCCGCCACGCAGGCGCCCGCGACGCCGCCGCCAUUGUUGCCCGUGGCCUCUUGGUCGCUCGGCCGCGUGUCGGCCGGGUCCCGGCCGCAGAGUCUCUUAUCCCUGCAAGUUCUGGGCUCAGAAUUUGUAGCUAAGGCUGCCAACUCUACCUUGUUCUCUUCUGCCCCUGGCUGCAGCACCCCUUGAUGUAAUGUUGUGGCUGUAGCAUGAGAUUUCAAGCAGUUGGCUCACUACUACUGUUGAAGUAAAAAGAACAUUGCCAGAUUGACUCUCCUGUCUAUAGCAAUGUUAGCCUCAAGGAAAAGGAUGACCAGUUCUUCACGCUCCCAAAUCUUUCUUAUGUGGAAGCCAGACAAGGCUCUGAGUGGACCCCACAAGGUAGAAAAGGAAAUCCUUAUUUCAAGACACUUGCGUGACACUGAGACCUGUCGACAGAAUUUUAGGAAUUUUUCAUACCCGGACCUGGCUGGUCCUCGAAAGGCAUUGAGUCAACUCCGAGAGCUCUGCCUUAAGUGGCUAAGACCUGAGAUUCACUCAAAGGAACAAAUCCUGGAUCUGCUGGUGCUGGAGCAAUUCCUGACCAUCUUGCCUGGGGAGGUUAGGACUUGGGUGAAGUCCCAGUAUCCAGAGAGCAGUGAAGAAGUGGUGACUCUGGUGGAGGAUUUGACUCAGAUUCUAGAAGAGGAAGCUCCUCAGAACUCUGCCCUUCCCCAAGACACCGCAGAGGAAGACUCCAGAGGAAGCCAAGCUUGCCCAGCAUGGUGGCUAAAUGACUUGGUGACCAAAGAGUCAAUGACAUUCAAAGAUGUGGCUGUGGACAUCACCCAGGAGGACUGGGAGCUAAUGCGUCCUGUGCAGAAGGAAUUAUACAAGACUGUGACAUUACAGAACUACUGGAACAUGGUUUCUCUGGGACUUACAGUGUACAGACCAACUGUGAUUCCCUUACUGGAAGAGCCAUGGAUGGUGAUAAAAGAAAUUUUAGAAGGCCCUAGUCCAGAAUGGAAAACUGAAGCCCAUGCAUGUACUCCAGUAGACAAUCUUUCUAAAUUCAGAAAGACUGGAACCCAGACCGUCAAAUUAGAAGAAUCAUAUGACUACGAUGUCAGAUUAGAGAGGCAAACAGCAGAUACCUUCAGGAAAAUUUCCACUAAUGAAAGAAAUUUCAGUUUGAAGUCAGUCCUUUCACAAGAAGAUGAUCCUACAGGAGAGUAUCUUAGUAAAUAUAUAUAUAGGAAUAAUUUUGAAAAGCACUCAAAUCUAAUUGUACAGUUUGAAAGCCAAUCAGAUAAUAAAUCUUCUGUGUACAAUGAAGGCAGCGCAGCAUUCAAUCAUGUCUCGUAUGGUAUUGUACAUGGGAAAAUACUUCCUGGAGAGAAGCCUUAUAAAUGUAAUGUGUGUGGGAAAAAAUUUAGGAAAUACCCAUCUCUCUUGAAACACCAAAGUUCCCAUGCCAAAGAGAAAUCUUAUGAAUGUGAAGAAUGUGGGAAAGAGUUUAGGCAUAUCUCAUCCCUCAUUGCACAUCAGAGAAUGCAUACUGGAGAAAAACCAUAUGAAUGCCACCAGUGUGGUAAAGCCUUCAGCCAGCGUGCACACCUUACUAUACAUCAGAGAAUUCAUACUGGAGAGAAACCCUAUAAGUGUGAUGACUGUGGGAAAGACUUUAGUCAGCGUGCACACCUUACUAUACAUCAAAGGACACAUACUGGAGAGAAACCAUAUAAAUGCUUGGAAUGCGGUAAAACCUUCAGCCAUAGUUCAUCACUGAUUAAUCACCAGAGAGUUCAUACUGGAGAAAAACCUUAUAUAUGCAACGAAUGCGGAAAAACUUUCAGUCAGAGUACACACCUUCUUCAGCAUCAAAAAAUACAUACUGGAAAGAAACCAUAUAAAUGCAAUGAGUGUUGGAAAGUGUUUAGUCAGAGUACUUACCUUAUUCGACAUCAGAGAAUUCAUUCUGGAGAGAAGUGUUAUAAAUGUAAUGAAUGUGGAAAAGCCUUUGCUCAUUCCUCAACUCUUAUUCAACAUCAAACUACCCACACUGGAGAGAAAUCCUAUAUUUGCAAUAUAUGUGGGAAAGCCUUCAGCCAGAGUGCAAACCUUACUCAACAUCAUAGAACACAUACAGGAGAGAAACCAUAUAAAUGCAGUGUGUGUGGGAAAGCAUUCAGCCAGAGUGUGCACCUUACUCAACAUCAGAGGAUUCAUAAUGGAGAAAAACCCUUUAAAUGCAAUAUAUGUGGGAAAGCAUAUAGACAGGGUGCAAAUCUUACUCAGCAUCAAAGGAUCCAUACUGGAGAGAAACCCUAUAAAUGUAACGAAUGUGGGAAAGCUUUUAUUUAUUCCUCAUCACUUAAUCAACAUCAGAGAACUCAUACUGGAGAGAGACCCUAUAAAUGUAAUGAAUGUGAUAAAGAUUUUAGCCAGAGAACAUGCCUUAUUCAACACCAGAGAAUUCACACAGGAGAGAAGCCCUAUGCAUGUCGUAUAUGUGGUAAAAGCUUCACCCAGAGUACAAACCUUAUUCAGCAUCAGCGUGUUCAUACGGGUGCCAAACAUCGUAACUAAUGGGUAUGGGAGACUUCAUUUCGCUUUUACGACUUUAUCGUUUAAAUUUUAUUUUCUGCACUCUGUUAAAACAUUCAAAAGAAAUCCGAAGAAGUGCAAUAUAUGUUAGAUACCACUCAGCAGAAGUAUCAGAAUUAGUAAUAUGGAUAUAACCUAUUUACGUUUAAUGUGAAAUUUGAGAAGAAAACUUUAUUGGCUUCUUAACCUUUGAUAUUGGUUUAAUUUAUUCCAGAAAGAAACCCGAUGAAAGGGUAUUGAGAAACCUGUGA
Messenger RNA from Cynocephalus volans (Philippine flying lemur), 2974 nucleotides. RefSeq names its product zinc finger protein 287 (gene ZNF287). The record is from RefSeq and is a predicted model, not a curated record. Bases 423 to 2705 code for a protein of 760 amino acids. The transcript is spliced from 6 exons. Gene Ontology annotation, molecular function: DNA-binding transcription factor activity, RNA polymerase II-specific; RNA polymerase II cis-regulatory region sequence-specific DNA binding. Gene Ontology annotation, biological process: regulation of transcription by RNA polymerase II. Lineage: Eukaryota; Metazoa; Chordata; Mammalia; Dermoptera; Cynocephalidae.